AUGAAUGGGUUUCGCGUCCUAGUUGCAAACGUUAGCGCAGGAAGGGGGGAAGAAGGGACCGGAGGGGCCGGAGGGGCCAGAGGUGGAAGGAGAAGCGACUCCUUCGGUAAAAGGAGUGGGAGCCGGCAGGGAGUUCGAAGCGCGAAGCUUCCUACUGUACGGGUGAUUAACCAAAACAGGAUCAACACCAAUGUCCUCUACAGCCAACCAAUGGAUCCUAUUCGUUCUCCAUUCAGAGGAACUCCUCCUUUCCAUUCGCUCCCAAGCGUACGGCUGCCAGGAUCUCAGCCAUAUGUUCCCAAACUUAUGGACACAGCUGUGGGCAGAGCAGGACAGGCAGUCCAAGGCAAUUCAUUGGGGAGGUCAAAGGAAACAAGCCUGCAAUAUGAGCAGUUGCAACAGGAGUCUGUCGGUUUGCCAUCGAUGUUCCGUGGGCUGGGGUUUGAGACAGCAGCCCGCCCUGCUCUGAGAAGAGACAUGACCCCCUUUGGUAGAGGCAUUUUAGGCCGAGGCUUGAGUUUUGAUAUGGCAUCUAAAAGCCAAGAAGAGCUUCUGAAUCAACCAACUCUCCCAGGCCCUUUGGUAUUGGCAGCUGGGGACAGCAAGAUGUCAUCAGUCUCCCUUGGUUGGAAUAGGACACUUGGAAGAGGGAACUUGGAGGCUCCUUUGGGAAGACCAACUGUUGGCCUAGGCAGAGCGAUAUGUAAAGCACCAAGUGAGUUAUCAUCUCCAGAUACUCCAUUGUUAUCAUCAUCAUCACUGCCAUCACCCAAAUCCUCAUUCCCCCUCUAUCAAGAUCACCCUUCAGAUAGUCCUGUUGAACAGAUGGAGAAAAAAGAGCCCCUUGUGAAACAAGGAUCAAAAGGGAUCCCCCAACCUUUGGGAUUGAACCUCGUCAAAAUACACUGUCAGAAUGAAGCUGUGUAUCAGUAUCAUGUGACUUUCAGCCCCAAUGUGGAAUGCAAGAGUAUGAGGUUUGGCAUGUUGAAGGACCAUCGAUCUGUCACUGGAGAUGUCACUGCUUUUGAUGGAGCCAUCCUCUAUCUGCCCAUUAGACUUCAGCAAGCUGUUGAGUUGAAGAGUCAGAGGAAGACUGAUGGUACUGAGAUCACCAUCAAAAUUCAAAUGACCAAGAUCUUGGAACCCAGCUCUGACUUGUGUAUUCCUUUCUACAAUGUUGUUUUUCGGCGGGUAAUGAAACUUUUAGAUAUGAAACUUGUGGGAAGGAAUUUCUAUGAUCCUUCGAGUGCUAUGAUACUACAACAUCACAGGUUGCAAAUCUGGCCAGGCUAUGCAGCUAGCAUCAGACGGACAGAUGGAGGACUAUUCCUGCUGGCUGAUAUCUCUCACAAAGUCAUUCGAAAUGACUCAGUGUUGGAUGUCAUGCAUGCCAUAUAUCAGCAGAGCAGUGAAAACUUCCAAGAUGAGUGUACCAAGAUGCUAGUUGGCAACAUUGUUAUAACCCGAUACAACAAUCGUACCUAUCGUAUUGAUGAUAUUGACUGGAAUAAGACUCCAAAAGAUAGUUUCGUAAUGUCUGAUGGGAAGGAGAUUACAUUCUUGGAAUACUACAGCAAAAACUAUGGAGUCGCAGUCAAAGAGGAGGACCAGCCACUUCUGAUCCACAGGCCCAGUGAGAGGCAGAAUAACCAAGGGAGGCUUUUAAAAGGAGAGAUCUUACUACUUCCAGAGCUAUCCUUCAUGACCGGGAUUCCAGAAAAAAUGAAGAAAGACUUUAGAGCCAUGAAGGAUUUAACCCAACAGAUCAACCUAAGCCCUAAACAGCACCACACUGCCCUGGGAAACCUUCUGCAGAAAAUUUCGAAGAAUGAGAUGGCCAACAAUGAAAUGAUACGAUGGGGGCUCUGUCUGGAUACAGAUGUGCAUAAGAUUUCAGGGCGUGUUCUACCGAUGGAAAGAAUAAACUUGAGAAAUAGUUCAUUCAUCACAUCUCAGGACUUAAACUGGACUAAGGAAGUAACCCGAGAAGCUUCCAUUUUGACAGUUCCUAUGCAUUUCUGGGCACUGUUUUACCCAAAGAGAGCUGUUGACCAAGCCCGAGAGUUGGUUGGUAUGUUGGAGAAGAUAGCUGGCCCCAUUGGUAUGCAAAUGAGCCCACCUGCCUGGAUUGAACUAAAGGAUGACCGGAUAGAGACCUACAUUAGAACCAUUAAAUCCAUGCUGGGAGUUGAGGGAAAAGUUCAGAUGGUGGUUUGCAUCAUCACAGGGACACGAGAUGAUCUGUAUGGGGCCAUCAAGAAGCUGUGCUGUGUGCAGUCUCCAGUGCCCUCACAAGUAAUCAAUGCCCGAACUGUUGCACAGCCCACCAAGCUAUGGAGUGUAGCCCAAAAAAUUUUGCUACAGAUUAACUGUAAAUUAGGUGGAGAACUUUGGGGAGUGGACAUUCCAUUGAAACAACUGAUGGUGAUCGGGAUGGAUGUUUACCAUGACCCCAGCAGGGGGAUGCGUUCUGUGGUUGGCUUUGUUGCAAGCAUCAGUCUCUCUCUCACCAAAUGGUAUUCCCGAGUGGUGUUCCAGAUGCCUCAUCAGGAGAUUGUGGACAGCCUAAAACUGUGCCUGGUGGGUUCCUUAAAGAAGUAUUACGAGGUAAACCACUGCCUGCCGGAGAAAAUUGUGGUGUACAGAGAUGGAGUAUCAGAUGGCCAGCUGAAGACGGUCACUAGCUAUGAGAUCCCUCAGUUACAGAAGUGCUUUGAAGCUUUUGAAAACUACCAACCAAAGAUGGUGGUGUUUGUGGUACAGAAAAAAAUUAGCACUAACCUGUAUUCAGCUGCUACAGAUAAUUUUGUGACUCCCUCCCCAGGUACUGUAGUGGACCACACCAUCACAAGCAGGGAGUGGGUGGAUUUCUACCUACUUGCCCAUCAUGUGCGGCAGGGCUGUGGCAUUCCUACACAUUAUGUAUGCGUUCUCAACACUGCAAACCUGAGCCCUGAUCAUAUGCAGAGGUUAACAUUCAAGCUUUGCCACAUGUACUGGAAUUGGCCUGGCACCAUCAGAGUCCCAGCUCCCUGCAAGUAUGCCCACAAGCUAGCUUUCCUGUCUGGACAAGUCUUACAUCAUGAACCAGCCAUCCAGUUGUGUGAGAAACUCUUCUUCCUGUAACCCAAAGUGGCAGCAAGCAAGUUGAGAAAAGGGAAAAAUGAGUUUUCUGGAUUUGUAUAGAAACCUGAGCUAUGACUUCUCCAGGAUCAACAGAGACAAAAGGUGGCAUUUUUGAGUUGCUGUUUUUCCCUUCCUCAACCCAGUAAUAUUUAUUUUAUUUUAUUUUUUCAACUGCUACUACCAAGAAAACCGUAAGUCAUUUCAGCCCUAUGUGACUUGAAAAUUACCAUUCCACAUUUGGGAAGGAGAUAAAACAUUGCCACUUUUGGAGGUCUGGGAAAAGUUAAAAAAAAAAAAACUUUUAAGAGCCUCCAAGCCAGAAAGAAC
Vombatus ursinus (common wombat) is the source of this 3453-nucleotide messenger RNA. RefSeq names its product piwi like RNA-mediated gene silencing 2 (gene PIWIL2). Gene Ontology annotation, molecular function: piRNA binding; protein binding. Gene Ontology annotation, cellular component: P granule. Lineage: Eukaryota; Metazoa; Chordata; Mammalia; Diprotodontia; Vombatidae. Gene Ontology annotation, biological process: regulatory ncRNA-mediated gene silencing. The record is from RefSeq and is a predicted model, not a curated record.